AUGUCAGGAACUAGGUUCUAUGAAAAUGAAAAUCAUAAUGCAAGUGAUAAAAAUCAGACUAAUGCUAAUACCCAUAGAAUGGCCUUAAAUGAUAUAACCAAGACCACAGUUCAACAAAAUAGAAAGACUUUCUAUGAGUUUUGUAAAGAAGAUCAAAAUUUACUAUUUGUUAAACCAACAUUAUCCUUUAAACAAACAAAUUCAAAUCCUGAUAUUGAAUGGAAUCCAAAUAAUUUAAACUCAGAAUCAGAAAGGAAGAAACAUCCUUAUUUCCAAUAUCUGAAUAGAUUGGCUACCAAUAAACAAUUGAAUAGAAAACCAAGUUUAGUAAAAAGUAUAAGUAAUAAGGAUUUAGAGUCUUCUAUUGAUAAUGAACAGUUAAAUAAAGAAAAUAAUAUUUGUAUCUUACGAUCCCACAAAGCCAGAGAUCGCAAUUCAGAAACAUUGACAAAUAGAAAACGAUCUAAUAGAUCAUUGGCCAUCAUAUCUACUAAUUCAUCGGAUAAUUUAAAUAUCAAUUUAAAGUAUUUACAAAAAUCAAAGCCAUCAAUUAAUAUAUCUGGAAUUCUAAAGGAAACAAUUAAAGAUGAGGCUGAAAAAGUUGAUGAUAAAGUGAAUAAAGAUGAUGAUAUAGGUUGGACAGAUUUGGAUAAAGAUGAUUUUGAUGAUCCAUUGAUGGUUAGUGAAGAUGUUAAAGAUAUUUUCAAAUAUUUAUUUGAAAUUGAAUCCACGACACUACCAAUUAAAGAAAGAAUCCUUUGCAACGUCAAUAUUAGAAAUAAUAGAGAUAUGUUAAUAAAUUGGAUGGUAAAAAUUCAUUAUAAAUUUAUGUUAUUGUCAGAGACGUUAUAUCUGGCAAUAAACAUAAUGGAUAGAUUUUUAUCAGAACAAAUCAUUCCUAUUGAUAAAUUACAAUUAGUGGGAACAUCGGCAUUAUUUAUUGCAUCCAAAUAUGAAGAGGUUUAUUCACCAAGUAUAAAAUCCUUUGUCAUUGAAACUGAUGGGGCAUGUACAAUUUCUGAAAUAAAAGACUCAGAAAAAUUUAUUUUAAAAAUCCUUGGGUUCAAAUUAAAUUAUCCAAAUCCAAUGAAUUUUUUAAGAAGAAUAUCUAAAGCUGAUGAUUAUCAUGUUCAAACAAGAGCCAUUGCUAAAUUUCUUUUAGAAAUUACAAUAAUCGAUUUUAAUUUGUUCGAUAAAGCACCAUCUAUAUGUGCGGCAGCUUCCAUGUUUUUAGCUAGAAAGUUAUAUAAACGGGGUCCUUGGGACAAUAACUUAAUACAUUAUUCUGGUGGUUAUACUAAAGAACAAUUAAAGCCAAUUGUUCAAUUAAUUAUUAACUAUAUUAAUGGUCCGAUCAUUCAUCCGGAAUUAAUCAAGAAAUAUGGAUCUAAGAGGUUUGAUGGAGCUUCGUUGAUUACAAUCAAUUGGAUUAGAGAAGCAACAAAGGUUGGUUGCGAUAUAAUUGAGCUUUAUGAGAUGUCAUGA
This is a messenger RNA of Henningerozyma blattae CBS 6284, 1485 nucleotides long. RefSeq names its product cyclin family protein. Lineage: Eukaryota; Fungi; Ascomycota; Saccharomycetes; Saccharomycetales; Saccharomycetaceae. Gene Ontology annotation, cellular component: nucleus; cyclin-dependent protein kinase holoenzyme complex; cytoplasm. The transcript has a single exon. Gene Ontology annotation, biological process: regulation of cyclin-dependent protein serine/threonine kinase activity; G2/M transition of mitotic cell cycle. The record is from RefSeq and is a predicted model, not a curated record. The coding region runs from base 1 to 1485 and encodes 494 amino acids. Gene Ontology annotation, molecular function: cyclin-dependent protein serine/threonine kinase regulator activity.